AUGAUUGUCACGUCAUUAUGCAGCGACUUCUCCCAUUUGCGUUUAAGGAAUUACUUCCCAAAAGUGUUCACAUUGCCAUUUCAGAUACUUAAGCACGAAGAUGUUGCUAUUUUGAAAGAAAACAUUGCGGUGAAGCUUUGUAAUUUGGAGAAAAAUUUUCCACCGUCGUUCUUUGAUGUUAUGGAACAUUUGGCCGUACAUUUAGCAGACGAAGCUGCUUUAGGUGGUCCAGUGCAAUAUAGAUGGAUGUAUCCUUUCGAGCGAUACAUGUACCAUCUGAAAAAGAAAGUUAAAAAUAAGGCACACAUUGGAGGUCGGGUUAGUGGAAAAUCUGAAGAGAAAUGGCUAACCGAUGAAGACUACACUGUCCUCCAGACUUUUCUGAUGCUCAAUUGUGAUACAUUCGAACCAUACGAAAGGAUGUUCGAGGAGUUUAUGACAGAGAGAAACCCAUAUAUGUCUACUAAUGAUCUACAAAUACUGAAAGACCAACAUUUUGCUGAAUGGGUGAAAAACUAUGUUGUGCAAGCGAGUAACACAUAUGAGUUUCCGAUGUGGAUGUUAGAUUUUGUACAAGGUCCGCAACGUAAGUAUAAAUCUUGGCCGAUUUACCAUUCACGUGGAUACUGCUUCCACACACAUAGCCAUGGCCAAGAUAAGAAAACCCAACAUUACGGCGUCCAAGUUCGUGGAACCACAGAUACUGACUAUUACGGUUUGAUUGAGGAGAUAAUAAUGGUUGAGUAUUUUGGUUCCGUUGGACUGAAGGCCAUGGUUUUUAAAUGUAAGUGGUUUGAUACAACUAAAGGACGGUAUAAGAAAUAUGAUCCAUUUAUCUUAUCUGGUAAUUGUGAUCAAGUUUGUUUUAUUCCUUAUCCGCGGGUACGACAUACAUCAGCCAACGAUUGGUGGGCAUGUACAAAAGUUAUGCCUAGAGGGGUUCGAGAAACCUCCGAGGAUGCUCUUGUUGCAUUACAAGAUGAUACACACAACCAAGUUGUUGCACAGAGCGUGAUGCUGCGCAUUGAGACGUAUGUUGUCGAAGAUGAUUCAGAUUAUGAAUCUACACCAGUUGUUCCUCCUAAUGACGAAUACAUUUCAGAAGAUGAAUUAGAUGAGGCUUGUACUGAUUCAGAUUCGGAAUCUGAUUCAAGUUCUUAUAACUUGUUUGGUAUUGAUCCUGAAGUCCAUGCUUUUAUCCGAGCAACAUGGCAGGGAAACUACUGGGGGUCGUGGGCAAGCUGGAACUUCGUUCCACCUGAGAAGAAGGAUCAGUGGUGGCAUGCGUUCAUUCAACACUACUACUGGGAUGACCAAUUCCAUGAUGAAAUCUACUUGAAGUGGAAGAAACAAACUCAGGUUACCGUCUGUGGCCGCAUCAGCCAGAACAGGAGAGAUAAUAGGCAACCUUCUUACAUGUCAGACGCUCACUGGGCAACAAUGGUUGAGAAGUACAACACUGAGCAAGCAAAAAGGAAGAGUGCAAAAGCUGCAAGAUCUCGUAAGUCUGCUCCAGUUGGGAAGAAGAUGCACAAGCACGGUGCAGGCCCACGCUGUUUCCUGAACAUUGCGUAUCAAAUGAUGGUUGAUGAAGGUUUGGAUGAACCACCUUCAUACACAGCCCUUGCAAGGAAGACUCACACGGGUAAAGAUGGUUCCUUCCUAGACGAACGUACGGAGGAACUGGUGUUGGAGGUUGAGGAAGCCGUUGAAGAGAUGUUACAAGAUGGAUCUCCACUAGGAGACAGUCAAACUGGCUCUACUGCUGCUUCAAAUGCAAAGCGCUAUCUUCUCAACCAAGAAUACAUCAAGAGAGGAAAGACAAAGAAGGGUACAAUCUACGGCCUUGGCAGUGUUCAGUACAAGAACAGCAGUCCAUCUGUGCCAAUUCCUGUCUCACUGCAGCGCAACCUAGACGUUGAUAUGCGCAUGUCUGGCUUUGAGACCACCAUUUCUGAAGUCAAGGAAGACAUUGCUGGAGUCAAGGAAGAUUUCAGUGCUUUGAAGGCAGAAAUCAAUGCUUUCAAGACUCAAGUAACAGGGGGGAUGUCAGCUAGCCAAGCAACUCUCAACAUUAUUCUGCAAACUCUCCAAUCUCAAGCUUCCACUCCUGCCUCAACUGCACAACCAUCUCAGCCUCAAGCUCAGUCACAACCUCAAGGUCAGCCCCAAGCUCCAAUUCAAUCUCAACAUCAGCCACAAGCUCAAGGUCAGUCUACGGCUCUACCACAACAUCUCACGAUCAAUAACCCAUCUGAGUUAGAUAGGUGGUGCCAAGACCUUGGUAUGUAA
Messenger RNA from Brassica oleracea var. oleracea, 2292 nucleotides. RefSeq lists its product as uncharacterized. The transcript has 11 exons. Bases 1 to 2292 code for a protein of 763 amino acids. Lineage: Eukaryota; Viridiplantae; Streptophyta; Magnoliopsida; Brassicales; Brassicaceae. The record is from RefSeq and is a predicted model, not a curated record.